This is a messenger RNA of Oxyura jamaicensis (ruddy duck), 5585 nucleotides long. RefSeq names its product cilia and flagella associated protein 65 (gene CFAP65). The record is from RefSeq and is a predicted model, not a curated record. Lineage: Eukaryota; Metazoa; Chordata; Aves; Anseriformes; Anatidae. Bases 21 to 5303 code for a protein of 1760 amino acids. The transcript is spliced from 32 exons.
UUUUUCCUCUUGUCUUUCAGAUGCUUGCUCAAGUGCAUGGGGAGCCCCCAGACUCCGGCUCUUUUCAGAAGCUGCACUGUGGCUCUGUCAGGAAGCUUCCUAAGCUGUCUGCAAGAAAGGUUAAGAAGAAAGGCAUAUUCUGGGGCAUUGAAGUGGCAGAAACACUCAGGUGGCGUGGCUGGGAGCUUGGAAAAGAGAUGAUCAAACAUCUGAUCUUGAAAAAUGUUCACGAGAAAACCCAGAAGCUGAGCUACAGGUGUCCUUCCACGCGGUUCUUCAUCACUGUUUUCCCGCAGCCGAUUGCUCUGAGCCCUGGUAUGUCCUUAACUCUGCCCAUCAUUUUCCGGCCCACUGAAAAGAGGGACUACGAAGACAGCAUCUGCUUUAGGAAGGCCGAGGGCGAGUUCUCUGUCACCCUGCGUGCUACGCUUCCGCGCCCGUGUCUGUCCUUCCCAGCGACUGUCCAGCUGCCCGUCUGUGCUGUCCACAGUGUCACGGAGACAACGUUCACCGUGCGCAAUGUUGGUGAUCUCAUCACCGUGUUUGCCUGGGAGACGCCAAGCCCUUUCUACAUGAUUCCUGACCACGGCAUGCUGUCUGCAGGUGAUGAGUGCACCAUCAAGGUGGUCUUCCAGCCCAAGGUGGCUGUGGCGUGUGACGUGGCAGCAACGUGCUGGUUUGGAGGUGAAGAGAAACAAAAGAGGACUCUCCAGCUACAAGCCCGGGCCAAAUACCCCUACCUGCGGGUGAAUGUGCCAGGGGAACACUAUGAAGGUGUAAAGCCUGGGAGGUUUCGGGACGUGCUGUGCUUUGGAUCCGUGCCAGUGGGCACUACAGUGGAGAAGUGUGUAGAAAUCUUCAACUUGUCUGUGGUUGAUGCACCGUGUAGGAUUGAAAGAGCAAAAGACCCUCUGCUCCAAGAUCAUGUCUUCUCCUGCGAUGUGUCCCACAGUGUUGUGCCUGCCAAAGGGAAGCUGGUCUUGUGCAUACGAUUUCAGCCACGGACAGUGGGAGAGCACAGCACCGAUUAUUUCACCGUCGUAUCCGCUGGAUGCCUCCAGCAGGCCGUUCUGAAGGUGGUUGGCUCAUGUAAAGGUCCUUUGGUGUCCUUGCAGCAGUUCUCUAUGGACUUUGACUGGAUCAAUCUUGGGGAAAGUUCAAUGCAGAUAUUGAAAAUCAGCAACAUCUCAGAUGUCCCUGCAUACUACCAGUUUGAUAUCGAUGGCAGAGGGAGUGUUUUCUCUUUGGAUCACCCCUGCGGGGUCCUGGAGGGCACAACAACACUAGCACUGAAGGUGACCUUCCGACCUACUCACCCCAUCAGCUAUCACCGCCGAGUGGUGUGCCUUGUCCACCAUCAGGAGCCCUUGUAUGUGGACUUCUUCGGUACCUGCCAUUCAGACACAGCUAAGCCAGCCAUCCUACAGGCAAGACAUCUCUCCUGGUUUCGAACCAAUAUGGUGAGGGGGCUGACCUUCUAUCCGCCCGAUAUCCUGAGCGAGAUGCUGAAGGAUGGGAUGUUGCAGAUGGAUGAAAAAAGAGCCCUCAGGCUGCCUCCUGAGAUCCCUCUGGACAAGCCCCCCAAGGAAUACGUUGAAGCCAGCUCCAUGACUGAGUAUUUCUGUGACGGCAUAAGCAGCGACCUGGCCUUGUUUCCCCCCCAUGUUAGUGUCAGCCCCAGGGAGUAUGAUUUUGGUUGCUGUGUGCCGCUCCACAAGGUAGAACCGCUUCCUCUCUGUGUGACCAACCACACCAAAGGGAAGAUCACUGUUGCCUGGACUCCGAGCCAUGGCAGUGGCUUCCAGGUGACACCCGAAAUCUGUGACAUCCCACCUUUGAAGUCUUCAGCCUUCCGUGUCCUCUUCCAGCCCACUCAGCUCAACAGCCUUUAUGCGGCAGAGCUGGAAGGCUUUGCCUUCUACAAGGUUCUGAGACAAUACAGCAACAUUGAGGAGGAUGCCACCAUCUGUCCACCCUGGUGCCUGACUGUCAGGCUGAGGGCGCACACGUUUGAAGCAGAACGGGAACACUUCAUCCCACAGUACAUCCUCGACGUCCCCAAGACUUUCCCUCCCGUGGCUUCUGACACUGACACCUACUGCAGUGUUCUGCUCUCGAACACAGGCACCUCCCUGAUAACCUUCAGUGUGAACCAGACUGCUUGUCCCUCUGUUUUGGUCAAGCCCCACUCAGGACACAUCAUUCCAGGAGGCCACCAGAUUUUCUUUCUCUCCACUCACCCAGUUAACACAAUCCCACAGCAGCUUAUCCUGCCCUUGCAGCUGAACUCCUGUCCUGGAUACACCAAGGAGAUUGCCAUCAGGAGUUGUGCGGAGUCCCUUCUCUUGCUCUUAGAAGGUGAUGGGAAUCUAUACUUCAAGCCCAUCUAUACAGGGACCUCCUCAACCCGAAUGUACACCAUAAAGAACUGCACGAGGCUGCCCAUGGCCUUCACAUGGAAGAUCCAGCAGUCUGACAGCAAGGUCCUGUCUGUCAGGCCAGCCACAGGCUUCCUCCAGCCCUAUGAAGCCAUGGCUCAGGAAUGGACUUUUACUCCUGACAAGGUGACCAAGUAUCUCCUGCGAGCUGUGGUGUUCGUGAGCUGGAAAAGCCCAGCCCCUGAAUCUCCCAAAAGCGUCCAUUUUACCUUACGGAUUGUUGGGGAGGGAGCACCGGGCAGCAUCAGGGCACAAAAGGAGCACCUGGACCUCGGAAAUGUUCUGGUUGGUGACCUGCAAAGCUGCAGCAUAGUGCUGCUGAAUGAUGGGAUCUGUUCUCUGAAGUUCAUCCUCAGCGUGGAACAACUGAUCACCAGGCCUUGUGACCCUGAGGAAGUCUGCAGCGAUCCGCUGGCUUUAGAGCUGGAACCCUCCAGAGGGACGAUCCCUGCGAGGUCAAAAGCUUUUGUGAGAGUGUCGGUCAGGCCAGCCCGUCAGCUGCAUUACACCUGGUCAAUCAAGUAUAAUAUUUGCACCCCCACAGCUCCGGAUCUUGCAAGCAUGGAAGAAGAGCCACAAUCCCUCUGCUGCAUAGAAGCAACAGGUGUCUACCCAGCCUUCUGCGUCGCAGAUGCCUGUUCAGCAGGGAGUGCUAGUGGUGUCAGCAGGUUGUACCUCUGGAGGCUUUUCUCCUUGGACAAAUUGAAUGAAUACUUGGAACAAGACCCAACUCCCAGCGAGCUCACGUACAGAGUUCCUACAAGGCACAGCACAUGCUUGAUCCCUCCGGUGUACACUCCUUUCAUGGUGGAUUUCAACUUUGGGGCUGCCCCGAUGGGCUCAGAGCCUACCCUGGUGGUGCUCCUGCUGGUGAACAAGGGCGUGGUGCCCGUGGAGUGGGCCUUCCUCUUUCCUUCUGAUCAGAAGAUGGACAUGGAACACUGGGCAGAGGAUGCUGAGUUUAGCCCCUGUGAGCUGCACCAGAUGAGAAUUCAGGAUAACCAGCUCUUCACUGUUUCUCCGAAGUCAGGGAAACUUCUUCCAGGACAGGAGGAAUGUGUCCAGCUCUCACACAGACAUGAUUUCAUUGGCACCGAUUACCUCCCCGUCCUGCUGAAGGCUUCCUAUGGCCAUGAGAUUCUGCUGAACUUCAGAGGCAUGACAGUGAAACAGGACCAGCGCUACGUUCAUUUUGCAUCCACUAAGCACCUCUUCACACCCAUCGCGAUUGGGACUUCCCACCCUCCGACACAGGUUUAUGAACUCUAUAAUGGUGGCUCCAUGCCAGUGACGUUUGAGGUUCAGCUGGACAGCAUCAUGAGGAUCCAGAAGGACAAUUUUCAGCAUCCUGUGUUCGUCUGCUUAACUCCCAGAGGAGAAAUCCCCCCUGGCACAACAGGUCAGAUUGAGUGGAUCUUCUCACCGCUGGAAGCCAGAACGUACUUGGUUGAAGUUCCCAUCCACAUCCUGGGGGGUGAUGCAGCUCUGGUCACCUUCCAGGGAAGAGGCUACGAUCCGAAUACCACAGGAGAGAACACCACAUUCAGCGAAGUCUUGUCUCCUUCUGUCCUUCUGGGUUCUACCAAACUGACUGUGCCUGGGCAGGCGGCCACCUUAUCACACCACCAGAUUUGUGUUGGAAAUAUCCCAGACUGCACCAGAGUGUGUCGGCUUGUCUUUCUCAACAAUGUCUCGGAGGGCAAGGCUGUUGUGUUCACCUGGAAGACGAGCACCGUUAAAGACAGUGGGGUGUUGCAGAUUGCUCCAGAGGAGGGGGUGAUGCAGCCUGGAGAGAGCAUCCCCUGCUUCAUCACGCUGCAGCCUUCAGGGAUCGCUUCCUUGUACAGCAUAGACCUGGUGUGUGAGCUAUACCUCCAGGACUCCCUGCGUCGGUAUGAGAGGGACCUGCAGGAGUGGGAAAGGGAGAAGGAACGGCAGGCUGUGGAGUUCACCAUCACGGAGAAGGACCUCAGGACUGAGAAGAAGCCAAAGUCACCUGCAGGGAGAUCAUCAGAUUCUGCUGAGACAGAAAAUCUCCCUGAGCCCCCAGCUGUGGUCAGGAAAUACAAGACGCUGCCCCCUAUUAAAAACCACCCUGUGCCCAAUCUCCCUGCCGGACACUUGGAGAGGAGGCUGUUGUUGGGCAAAGAAGCCAGCCGGGUGUGGGUCAAACCAGAGCCUCCCAAGCCCGUCCUUUUACACCUUGCUGUGACAGCCAGGUCCCACUCUACUGAGGACUUCUUCAGGAACUUCCCCUCAGAGUUCCCCAAGUACUUCUUGCCGCGCCACCUACCGUUGAAGACCAAGCCUGUGGAUGGGAAUAAGGUCAGCAACGGGACGGAGAUGGACCCCAGAUUGCUAUCCCUGGCCGCUGCCUCCAAACAGGAGCUGCAGAUAGUGACUGACAUCCUCACAGGGGUCCUCAGUGGCCUCUUGGAGAACACCCAGUUCCAAGACGCAGUGAAGAAAUGUUUGGAUGAACCCAUCCCAUAUUUCUCCCAGUUCCGUUGUAAAGAAUCAGCAGAGACACAAGACGGGGGACAGUGCACCACGGGCCCAUCCAGGGGCUCUGCUUCCCCAGAUCUUUACACUGAGGAGAAUGGAGAGGGGGAAGAAAUGAAGCAAGAAUCUUCCCCCAGCAAGGAAUUUCUGGAGUCUUGGGAGAGGCUGAGUGAGGUUUUUCACCACGAGCAGUUGAGGGAGCAGAAGGAGAUGCUGAGCAGGCAUCCAGCCUUUGGGACCCUGGUGGAGCUGGUGCUGGAGAACACUCUGCAGAACAUCCUGAUCGAAGCCAGCCGUGGGGAGGUGGUGCUGACAGCCCGGCCCAGGGUCAUCGCUCUGCCCCCCAGCCCUUUCCGAAGGUAGCAGAGCGUAUCUGUUCCGUGCUGGGGGGCAGGAACUGGAUUUGUCCAGGCCUGGGGAUAAGUACAGGGAGAGGGUGUCAAGGGAGGGUUGUUGAAUGGAGAGGUCAUCUCCAGAGUUGCAGAAGUCUUGUCCAGAUGGAGGGUGGAUGUUCCCUGUGAUCCCUCGGGGAGGGAUGGCUGUCUGGGGGGAGGUGGCAGCAGCAGGCUGCACUCUCCCCACUCCAAAGGCAAUUUCAUUUCCUUCAGAAUCACCAAUCCAGCACCCCAAAGCUCAAGAACAUAG